Boleophthalmus pectinirostris (great blue-spotted mudskipper) is the source of this 2403-nucleotide messenger RNA. RefSeq names its product eukaryotic translation initiation factor 3, subunit Jb (gene eif3jb). Gene Ontology annotation, molecular function: translation initiation factor activity. The transcript has 7 exons. Gene Ontology annotation, cellular component: eukaryotic translation initiation factor 3 complex; cytoplasm. The coding region runs from base 749 to 1381 and encodes 210 amino acids. The record is from RefSeq and is a predicted model, not a curated record. Lineage: Eukaryota; Metazoa; Chordata; Actinopteri; Gobiiformes; Gobiidae.
UGAGUUGAUGUUGUUGUGGUGCUCUUGUGCUGUCGGAUCGUCUGUGAGAAACACGCAGAUGGGGCUUUGUCGGUUUCCUGUCUGACAGUGUGUGUUAGCUCCCCGUUAGCAGGCGGCUAAUUCAUGUGGCACAUCGUGCAGCAGCAGCAGCAGCAGCAGGAGUGUUAGCCGAGCUAAGUGUAACGCUAAACGGCUCAAAGUCGGCCCCUGUCAGCCACUCUCUCCUCUCCGACUUUACUUUGACGCAGGGACAAAACUAUUUUAGCAAACCAACUGGAAGUGUCACGUCUUGCCAGGCUGUGUAAGCUAACCAACAGGAAUGAGAAUGGCAGUCACUUUACUCAAUAAGUGUUGAUAUUCAGCGGUUUAUCAGCAGAUUGUUAGAUUGGUCAUUGUUUGUAGUACUCGGCAUGUGUCUUAAGUUUCAUCUUCUUAACAUUGUAUAAUAAUAGAGGAUUAAGGUUUGCCCUGAAUCCUCUCAGCUCGAGUAACACGAGACAGCGUUAGCUUAAGUUGCUACCAACUUUAGCAACACAAAGAUGAAAUCAUAUGAGAUGAUGACUCAACUCCGAUGAGCCAGGCCUGGGAGAUUCCACUUGAGAGCGUUGGCAGUGUUGUGUCAUUCCUCCAUUCUAUGUUAUUAUCCAUGUUUACCUGGCUGUUGUCUCUGGAUUUGUCCAGAGCCUCAAAAUAUUCACUCAGGGAAUGUGCUGGGAGAGGCCCCUUCAAUUGUUCUGGUCUCUGACAUAUGGACAAUUGGGAUGAUGAAGAUGAAGAAGAGGAGAAAAAAGUAGAGGUUAAGAAAACUGAACCAAAGGUUUCAGAAAAAAAGAAGCUGAGCGAGAAAAUCAAAGAGAAAGAAAACAGGUUAAGGAAAAAGCAACAGGAACAAGAAGACAUGCGUCAAAAUGAAGCAGAGCUUACCCCUGAGGAAUUGAUAGCAGAGAAGUUGAGAGUGAAGAAGCUACAGGAAGAAUCCGAUAUGGAGCUUGCGAAAGAUGCUUUUGGUAUUACUACUACUACCACUACUAGUAACAGUGUCACUGGCAUUGAUGCCAUGUGUCCAUCUUCCAGAGAAGACUUUACAGAGUUUGAAAAACUGUUGAAAGAUAAAAUAACCCAAUUUGAAAAAUCAGUACAUUAUUCAAGUUUCUUGGAUUCAUUGUUUCGGGAACUCUGUAUUUCAUUGGAAGUAGAAGAUUUGAAAAAAGUCAGUAAUUCCCUGUCAGCUCUACUUAGUGAGAAACAGAAACAAGAAAAGCAAAACAAAGGAAAGAAGAAGAAGAAGGGUGUAGUCGCAGGAGGUGGAGGCUUCAAAGCAAAGAUGAAAGAUGACCUCGAUUAUGGAGGUUUUGAAGAAGACUAUGACGACUUCAUGUGACACUGGCUCCUCCGCCGCUUCCCUCUCCCUCUCAACCCUCGGAAACGCAGCUGUACCUUCUCAUGCUGUCCAGUGCCAUCCUGGAAAAAAUCUGAACUAUGUGUUGCUCCCCUUAAGUUUGCUUCAGAGACCAGAGGGACUAUACCAGGGAGCAGCCAGUUUUCACUAUUUUACGUUCAUACAUAUUGAAUUGCCUUUUCUCUGUUCUCAUUCAGCCUUGGCUCUAACAUCUUAUAAUCAUGUAGUUUCUGUUGGGUGACCCAGCUUCAGAGAAGAAAGCAUUUUGAAAACUGCUGUCGUUUGAUAUUUCUCGGGGCUCUUUAUGUUAAUUGUUGCUCCUGAUGAUAAAAUGACAGACCCAGUAUUGCAGUUAGUGUAGAGACAUAGAAACAAAGGUUCUAUGCAAAUCCUAUACCAGAAUGUCGUGUAUAUUUUAUAGGUCUGAAAAGUCUGACCAUACUGUGGAGGGAAAGUAUAUAGUAUCUAUAACUUUUGCCAAAUGAAGAGCUUAUCUGUGCACAGUUCAUCUCUGGGCAGGUUGCACUACAGGCAAAAUUAACUUAUAAUACUUUAAAAGAACGACAUUUGUUUGGAAAGGGACAUACAACAAAGUAUCAUUUUAAAAAACUUCAGCACCUCACAGCCAUUCUCUUGAUACACCUCUGGAAUAUUGUGGAAAUUGGCGCGCUUAUAGGUCUUAUUUGUGCAUAAUAAACAUUUACUAAUUUGAUUUAUACUAAUGCAAAAAAAAGAUCAGGCAAGUAGAUUUAACUUGCUAAAACUGGUCUUCUAAUUGCUUCGGUAGGCUUGUAUCAAGUAAGAAGAAAUGUGAGGACUUAUGGGCUUCACACCAACAUGGCUUCAUUUGGGCUACAGUUAGUUGAAAAGGGGCAUUUUCCUUUUUUCUAGCAAUGGACAAAGUGUCAAUGUUUAAACAGACAAUAGGAUGAAUACAAUGUGGAAAAUACAGCAUCUGCAGUGUUUUAUAAGCAUCUAAUUUAAUAAAUCACUGAUCAAAAGGA